AUGAAGGAGCUCAAGACAGAAAGACUUGACAACGCAGGUCUGGUCGAAACACUUGAGUUUGAGCUGCAGCUCAAAAAGAGGGAGCUUGAGCAAGCUCUUGUGCCAAGCGACCAGCAGAGAGAAGAGCUUAGAAUCUUGGCCAAAGACUUCCAUCGCAUGCGCAACAAUAAGGACGUGAUUGACAGAAAUAUCGUCACCCUAGAAGAAGGUGACAAGAAAGAGAUAGAGAGAUGGAGAGAUGCGUGGUUUGAAGUGGAUAAGCUGCUAGAUAACGUGGCCAGACUCACGGCGACGGAACGAAUGGCAGAAGCCGCGGGGAACGAAGAGAUCGACCCCGGUCCAGACGCAGAGAAUCGACGGAAGCCGCGACACGUCGAAGAGAAAGACGCGCGGACCGGACGGGAGUGA
Alternaria viburni is the source of this 408-nucleotide messenger RNA. RefSeq lists its product as uncharacterized. The record is from RefSeq and is a predicted model, not a curated record. Bases 1 to 408 code for a protein of 135 amino acids. The transcript has 2 exons. Lineage: Eukaryota; Fungi; Ascomycota; Dothideomycetes; Pleosporales; Pleosporaceae.